Messenger RNA from Drosophila ficusphila, 950 nucleotides. Its product is annotated as zinc finger matrin-type protein 5. Gene Ontology annotation, molecular function: zinc ion binding. Bases 225 to 635 code for a protein of 136 amino acids. The transcript has 3 exons. NCBI's taxonomy places the organism in Eukaryota, Metazoa, Arthropoda, Insecta, Diptera, Drosophilidae. Gene Ontology annotation, cellular component: U12-type spliceosomal complex. The record is from RefSeq and is a predicted model, not a curated record.
GGUAGCCAAAUUUACAUACUUUCGGUCUUUCUUGUUAAAAACAUUUGCCAGUUAAAGAUUAUAUGUACUAUGGAAGAUUCGCAUUCAACUACAAUAAUAUACCGAUAUUCAAGGCUACUAUCGGACGUAAUUUGGAUCGGGACUGUCACCUUUAUCCCUCAAAGUUUUGUUUUGCGCUGUUUACAUUUUGUUAACUCUUGUCCGAUUACGUUUGACUUUAAAUAAUGGGUGGAAAGAGUUACUACUGUGACUACUGUUGUUGUUUUAUGAAAAACGACUUAAAUGUAAGAAAACUGCACAACGAUGGAAUAUCUCACACAAUUGCAAAAACGAAUUACAUGAGGCGAUUUGAAGAUCCCAAAAAGAUCCUGGCUGAAGAGCGCCAGAAAGUGCCAUGUAAGCGAUAUUUUGGGGGAUACUGCAAAUUUGACCUGUUUUGCAAAUAUUGUCACUAUAGUGCAAAGGAAUUACAAGAACUGGAAAAAUUGGUUAUUGCUAAAAAGAAGUCUCGGAGGAGAAAGAAGGCAAAUAAAUGGCCCUGGAAAACCCAUGUCCAACCGGGAUUACCUCCUUCGUUGCAACCCAUCAAUUUGACUAGGCUCAAGCAAACCAAUUUUGAGCUAAGCUGGGCAUAGUAGCCAAUAUUGUAUUAAUAAUGUACAAUGUCAAGUAUUCAAAAUGCCAGCCACUUGCUCCAUGACGCGCGCCACUCGCAGGUUUAUCCGCAACAUGCGAGCGUAUUCGUAAUGAAAUGAUUUCGGGGAAUGCCCGCUUAAGUUUUCCUCGUCGGGGUCAGCCAGAUGUGCCAGCAGGAAAUAGCAAAGGUGUUCUGUAAUGCGGCAAGAUAACAAGAAUUAAAUCAACAGACAAACGUUUUUACAAAAUUGUACAAUCAUGCAUAAUGAUUCAGUUGAAGCCUUCUUUCUCAAAAAAUAAAUGAAUUGAACUUA